Molecule: messenger RNA, 6691 nt
Organism: Boleophthalmus pectinirostris (great blue-spotted mudskipper)
Lineage: Eukaryota; Metazoa; Chordata; Actinopteri; Gobiiformes; Gobiidae
Gene: tbc1d14
Product: TBC1 domain family, member 14
Exons: 15
Coding region: 294-2318 (674 amino acids)
Source: RefSeq, a predicted model, not a curated record
AAGAGUCGAGGCAGGUACGAGCCGCAGACGACACCGGAUAAACUUCGGAUAUUCGCAUCUUCAGCCUCGAAACGCGCACCUGGACCAUUCAUUCCUCCUUUUCAUACGAUGUGAACGCUUCGAUCCUGCGUUUUGGGUUUUUAUUCAGGAGCUUUUGAGGUCUGCGGAGGACGAAGGAGCAGGUGGCGGUGCGUAGGUCCCAGCUCAUCCGCAUGGAGCGCUCCGAGCAGCGGACACCUGCCUCCCACCUGUAGCGUGAGCCGCGGCGGACAGAGCGCGCACCCCGGGGCGCCAUGGCGAGCACCAGCCGAGGGGACACUUGCUACGGCGACUCCGGAGGUGUCAUCGUCCAGAACGGCUCCGCGCUGAAGCACAAUGGCGUCGCCGAGCUCCCCGUCCACAACCUCCACAUCGCCGCGCACCACUUCAGCCCCGCCCACCACUUCUUCGAAAAGAGCUACUCCGACCAGGACAGCCACAGCUUGACCUCCCAAGACUCCGGCAUUCCCACGUUGGAGAUCCACCCGCCGGAAAUCCUCGUCCACCACAACCGCCAGUCCCCCGACCGCGACGCGCCCGCCACUCUGUCGCUCGACGACGACAGCAGCAGCGACGGCGUUCACAAAUCCUCGACGUUCCCCCGCAGCGGCUUCGACUCCGUGCGCCUCUUCAGCCCCGGGAUCCGGCUCUCCGCGAACAGCGCCAACGCCGGGGGCCUGAACCGCAGCGACGACAUCUCGGUGUGCAGCGUCUCCAGCAUGAGCACGGAGCUGUCGGCCUCCAACGAGGACAUGCUGGACUUCACGGUGACGUCGGACUCCAGCGCCAUCGUCACGCUGGAGACGGACGACGGCUGCGCGGCGCACUUCUCCGACGUGACGCUGUCGUCCUCCCCGGAGACGGCGUGGAGCCCGGCGAGGCAGGAGAAGAAGCCGGGCGCGCUGGCGAGUUUGUUCAGCAGGAGCCUGUUCGCCCGCAGAGUGAAGGACACGCGGCCGCCGGUGGAGCAGAGGGAUCCGGGCUGGAAGCUCUUCGGAAAAGUCCCACCACGAGAAGGACCCGUCAAAGACCCCAAGAAAAUCCAGAAGGAAUAUGAAACAAAGAGUGGCAGAGCCGGAGCGAGCAACCCCACUUCUCCUCGUCAGAGCGUGAGGAAGAACCUGGACUUCGAGCCGCUCUCCACCACGGCCCUGAUCCUGGAAGACCGACCGGCUAACUUACCAGCCAAACCAGCGGAGGAGGCGCAGAAGCAUCGGCAGCAGUAUGAGGAGAUGGUGGCUCAGGCAAAGAAGAGAGAGCUGAAGGAGGCUCAGAAGAGGAAGAAGCAGCUGGAGGACCGGUGUAAACUGGAGGAGAGCAUCGGCAGCGCGGCUCAAACCUGGAACCAGGAGAUCCUGCCCAACUGGAGCGCCAUGUGCACUUCUCGGCGCGUCAGGGACCUGUGGUGGCAGGGCAUCCCUCCCAGUGUCAGGGGCAAAGUGUGGAGCCUGGCUGUGGGCAACGACCUCAACAUCACCCACGAGCUGUUUAACAUCUGCCUGUCCCGGGCCAAGGAGAAGUGGAGGAGCUCCCCUGCCCCUGAGCCGGAGAACGGCACUGACGACGCUGGUUCUUCAGACCGAGAGUCCAGUCUGGAGCUGAUUAAGUUGGACAUCUCCAGAACGUUUCCACAGCUGUGUAUUUUUCAGCAGGGCGGGCCCUACCACGACGUUCUGCACAGCAUCCUGGGAGCCUACACCUGUUACAGGCCGGACGUGGGCUACGUGCAGGGAAUGUCGUUCAUCGCGGCCGUGCUGAUCCUGAACCUGGACACAGCCGACGCCUUCAUCGCGUUUGCCAACCUGCUCAACAAGCCGUGUCAGAUGGCCUUCUUCAGAGUCGACCACAGCCUUAUGCUGACUUAUUUUGCAGCGUUUGAAGUGUUCUUUGAGGAAAACCUACCAAAGCUUUUUGCACAUUUCAAGAAAAACAACUUGACCCCUGAUAUUUAUUUAAUCGACUGGAUCUUCACGCUGUACAGUAAGCCCCUCCCCCUGGACCUGGCGUGCCGCGUGUGGGACGUGUUCUGCCGGGACGGGGAGGAGUUCUUGUUCCGCACGGCGCUGGGGCUGCUGCGGCUCUACCAGGACGUGCUCACCUCCAUGGACUUCAUCCACAUGGCCCAGUUCCUCACGCGCCUGCCCGACCUCAUCCCCGCCGAGCAGCUCUUCCAGCACAUCGCCGCCGUGCACAUGAGCAGCCGCAACCGCAAGUGGGCCCAGGUGCUGCAGGCCUUACAGAAGGACCAGGACAAGGGCAGCCCGGUGCUGAGGCGCUGAACACCUCACAUCCACCACACCGUCUCACCGUCCACUCUCCCACUCCCCCCGUCGGAGGAGGCCGGAGCACAGGGGGGAUCCAACCCGGGCUGCGCGGACCUUCCCCUGGGACACUGUCGGAGGUCCCGUCCCGAAUCCCGGCUGUUGCGGUUCGCCUCCGCUGUGGGGAGAGCACUCGAGGCCUUAUCCGAACACCCUACUGUCCCGACACUGUAGCCCAAGAAUGUACAACCCACUCCAGCACUGGCGGACGCGACGAAGGACUUACUCCACGCAGCGAUAUAUCGUGUCCGGGAACGGCGCGCUCCCGAUGGAACUUUUUUUCGCGCCGAUCUUUCCGAAAUUCUGUAAAACCUGUGGAAUCUCAGCUUACGCAAAUGUAACUUUUCGUGUCCGCUCCAAGUUAAUUGUAAUCAGGAAAAGGGGUCGGUAGCAGCUUUAAACGGGCCUCGUUAUCGUUACUGUACGUCGCAUACACUGGACUCAAGUGUGCAAACGUGAGGUUACAUUUCAUUGUUUUUAUUUUUGGCGUGAGUGUCGUUUUCUUAUUUAAUAUUUAUCAUGACGAUGAAGGAUGAAAUUAAGUGAUUUAAAGAGAUUUAUUAUAUUGGAUUCAGUGAGUUACGGAUUGAUUAAGUUUUGUUCUGCACAGUGAUGAUUUAACUGAAAAUAAUAAUGACUGACGAUUCGCAGCCUGUCGACGUAAAACGGCGUGUCCCAAAAAACUUCACAGGUCAAUAAUUUCGGCAAUUCUUGUUGAAAUAACCUCAAAUUUUCACAGAAUCUACAGAAACUAGGGGUGUAACAAUAAACAAAAUAUCAUGAGUCUCUCAAUAAUAUCACGGAACAUCACAGUAUAUAGUCGAGUUUCAGCUGACGUCAUUGUUAUUAAAAGCCCGCGUUGCUGCUGGGAAAUAUUUUGGUCGGAGGCAAGAAACACGGUAGCGUCAAACACAGUGCGUAACCUCGCGUAUUUCUCCCCGAUAAUGGUAAAUUCCUGCUGCAUUAUCGGAUGCACAAAUAGAAGCACGGAAGAAGGAAAAUGUCUUUUUCGUAUUCUGAGUGAAAAGAACCGCUAACGGUGAAUUAAACGACUUUCAAACAUCCGCAGAGCAAACGUAGAAGAUCCUAACAAACCGUGGACUCCAACAAGUUCAACAACACAUCGAGACUCUUGGAGGUUUUCAUCUUUUCUGCUGUGAAUGGCCCAGGAGUUUCCACCAAGUCAUUGUGGAUGUCGCCCAAGUGAAUAUUUGUCCAGGUAGUUGGCGAUUCUGACCAGAAAUUUGGUUUGUUCCACCUUUUGUCGGGGUUGAAAAGGGUGAUUUGUCGUCCGUCGAUGCUUAUGACCAAUUUCUGGUCAAAUGGUCUUGGGUCCUCUGCCGUUAGAGUGGAUAAAUAACCGGGAUCAAUACCCUUUACGUGCUUUCUCGCUCCGUCCGUCGUGUUGAAUUAGUGUUUCUUGCCGCCGACCAAAAUAAUUCCCAGCAUGCAACGCGCGCUUUUGUCAACAAUGAAACUCGCCUAUUGAAUCAAAAGUUUCUUAAAGUGCAGCAAUAGCUAAAAAAAACUGAGGGAACUACAUAGACCAUGAUCCUUUGCUCCGUUUUGGUGCAAACUACAAGAAGAAAUAACAGUUCUAACACUUUUAAGUCUUUGGAUUAAGUCUUGUCGAGGCAUUUUUUUAAGAGGAAAAAGUAGCAGUAGUUCUGUUUGCCUCCACAAAAUAUCACAAUAAAUAUCAUAUUGUGAAAAUAUUGCAGUGAGAUUUGGAUAUUGUUACAUCCCUAAUUAGAAAUGAUUUUAUAUUUAAUGUUUUAUUUCUGUUCUGUUUUCAUGUUGUCACUUUGUGUCUUGGAAUUUGGAAAAAACUUCACCAACUGGCAACAAAUUUGGACUUGGAACCAAAAAUGUAAAGAGGAAUUCGAGGAAUCUGGGUUUUCGCAAGAGUUUUUCACGAACUGGCUCGACUUUAUCUUCUGAUGUUGAUGUUGGUACCAAGACCCUUUAGUUCUGUAGAAGCAGCCAAAUUCUACACAGUCCAAAUUUGUUUUUCCAAAAGUGUGUGCAAGCAGAUCCCAAGACACAAAAUGACUUCUGUUUGGGAGUGAACAGCUCAGCCUGGAAAUGGAUAAAAGUGAAAAAAAGUGAAAAAAUAACAUGUGUACUGUAAGGGUACUGUUUUCCAAAGCAACAAAAAUAUCUGACGAAGGAUUUUUUUCGCUGAAACGUUAUUUAAAAAUGAAAAAGCUUUUGGACAUUGCUCAUCUGUACAAGAAUUUUGGGUGUUUUCUGUUUUUAAUUCAACCUGGAAACGGAAAAAAACAAAACAUUAAAUAUAAAAUCUUAAUCUGUUUCUAUACAUUCUGUGAAAAUUUGAGGUUAAGAAUUACCAACAUUACUGGCCUGCGAAAUGAUGUUACAUUUUUUUGGGACACCCUGUAUACUUGUAAAUUUGGUAGUGUAAAAUUAAAUUCUACCUGCUGCUUUGUUUCUUCUGGACACAGUUCCAGGAACCUUGGACACCGUAGUCUGGCUCAAAGAUAAAAAUAAUCGGGCCGAAGACGGACCCUUGUGGAACCCCAUGUCUGAUCUUUGCUUUCUCUAACGUCUACUGCGAAUACCAACUGCAAAAACCAAACUUGACCCAUGUCUAGUGAAAACAAAGCGAUUUAAGAGGGGUGCCCAAACUUUUUUCCUCAGGCCUAACCCAAUUAUAUGUUUUUAAAAGGUUUAAAUAUAAGAGAUUUAAUAUGGAUGUUUUAUUAUUUUGUUUUUAGUGUAAGAAACGAGUUCAGUCUCCUGACUUUUCAGCACAAAAUGUGAUCAAAAUGGGUACUCCUUAUAAAUCCGUGUAUCAUUCGUUCAUUCGUUUUUCAAUAUGAAACCAAAAAUAAGAAAACGGAAAAACGAAUAUUUUCUUCAUUAUUUGUCUCCAAAACCAAAAUGAAAAACAGAUAAUGAUUAGUUUUUUUCAGUUUUUCGAUUUUGUGUUUAAAUAAUGGAAAAAAAAACGGAUAACAUGUUUACGCGACUUAAACUGGGAUGCCGGACUGAACCAGGACUGAACCAGGACUGAACCAGGACUGAACCGUUUUCAGCCCUGGUCUGGUCCCGGUCUCAGUCCCGGUCUCAGUCCUGGUCCUGUUCCUGGUCUGGUCCCGGUCUCAGUCACGGUCUUGUCCUGGACAGGUCCUGGCCUCAAUCCUGGUCUCAGUCCCGUUUUCAAUCCCGGUCUCAGUCCUGGUCCUGUUCCUGGUCUCAGUUCUGGUCAGGUCCUGGUCUCAGUCCCGGUCUCAGUCCUGGUCCUGUCCUGGUCUCAGUCCUGGUCCUGUUCCUGGUCUCAGUCCCGGUCUUUGUGCCGGUCCUGUUCCUGGUCAGUCCUCAGUCCUGGUCCUGGUCCUGGUCCACGGUCUGGUCACGGUCUGGUCACGGUCUGGUCACGGCCUCAGUCCUGGCCUCAGUCCUGUUUUAGUCCUGGUAUAGUCCUAGUUUAGUCCUUUAUCAAUUUUUUUCCAUUUUUCAUUUAAACACAAAAUCGAAAACUGAAAAAAAAAAAAAACAAAUCAUCAUCUGUUUUUUUUAUUUUGGUUUUGGAGACAAAUAAUGAAGAAAAUAGUAGUUUUUUUCAUUUUCUUAUUUUUGGUUUUAUUUUUGAAACACAGAUUCUUAUAAAUUAUGGACCAAAUUAAACCUGCACCUCUGCUCGAUACGAUAAGUCGGCUGCUCGGCCUGUAUUUCUGCAAAAGAUUAACAUUUUUGUUGCGUCUUUGUCGGGUCACGAUUGUUUUUUUUUGUGGCCGUGGUCCAAUUGUUGUUGCAAACCUUAACCCCGUGACCUCAUUGUCGACAUCGCACGAAGCUACUAUUUUAACUCCUCGGGCGGUGACAAUUUGACACGUUUGUCUCUGUACGAACAGGGACAGAGUUUAAAACAGGAAGUGGUUGAUUUUUGUCUUCGUGUGAGCCGCGUUGGGCCGUGCGCUUCACUGUGCAGCAGCCGCUCUCGAUGCACUCCUCCCCCCGCCCCCCGAAUGUGGUGACACACCGCAGGACUGCAAUAAUGCUUUUUGCACACACAUCUCAGCCUUUUUUUUUUUUUUUUUUUUGAGUUGUGCCUCGUUUUGAGCUGGUCUUCUCCGACGUUUCUCCAAGCGAUAAGUCUCGAUGUGCGCGUGACACUACCUACGUCCGUCCGAUUUAUGAUUUUUGUUUGUUUUUGUACGUGUGAUUGUGUUUUGUUUUGUUUUUUUUUGUUUGGCUUUUAAAACGUCCGUCCCCUCGAGACCCUUCGACUGUAGAGGCCCCGAAGACGAACACGCAGACGGAAGAGGGUCCCUGACGCUACUGUAUCUCACUUGAAAUGUACAGAA